AUGGGGGAAGGUGAUACACUUAGAUUAUUUAUAUUACGCCAUGGCCAGUCUGAAUUAAACCAUGAGAACAUCUUCUGCGGCUGGAUAGAUGCGCACCUGACUAAGAAGGGCAGGGACCAAGCCCGUGUAUCAGCAAGAUUGAUUAAGGCAUACUGCGAAAAUGCAAAUAUUGCUAUUCCACAAGUGGGAUUCACGUCAAGACUUGUGCGGACACAGGAAACAAUGGAGUCCAUUGCAGAUGAAUUGAACAUGAUCCCAGACUUCCAUAUAGUGACAAAUCUUACCGAUGGAGUAGAGUUGAUUCAGAAAACCAUUGAAAAGGGAAAGCUACGCGUAUUACAAACAUGGCGGCUAAAUGAACGACACUACGGCUCCUGGCAAGGCCGUAGGAAGCCAGAUGUGUUAAAGGAAUGUGGAAAGGAUAAUUACAUGUUUGUGAGGCGAGAUUACCUUGGAAGACCACCAGAUGCCGACCUAGAUAGAGAAAUGAUAGACGAACAUGAUGAUAAAGGUAGCUUGACCGGAUACUACUUUAAAGAACCUAAUAGAAAGCAAAUGUAUAAAGCGGAAGAAGCCGCAGGAAUCCAGCUUCCCAGUAGUGAAUCUUUAUUUGAUGUUGUUCAAAGAUCGAAACCGUUCCUAGAUAAAGUAAUUAUUGAAUCUUUGAAAAGUAAUGGGGGCUGCGCUAUAGUUGUUGGCCACGGAAGUACUGUUCGGUCGAUCUUGAAGGUCAUCCAAAAUAUCUCUGACGAAGAAAUAAAGGACUUGAAUAUUCCAAAUGGUAUUCCAUUAGUAAUUGAAUUAAACCCAGCUAAUAAGAAGUUCAUUCGCCAAUUCUACUUAGAUCCUGAAUCCGCCAAGAUAUCAGCUGAGCUGGUCCGCAAUGAGGGUUUUGCUUAA
Eremothecium sinecaudum is the source of this 900-nucleotide messenger RNA. RefSeq names its product HBR195Cp. Gene Ontology annotation, biological process: glycolytic process. Lineage: Eukaryota; Fungi; Ascomycota; Saccharomycetes; Saccharomycetales; Saccharomycetaceae. The record is from RefSeq and is a predicted model, not a curated record. Gene Ontology annotation, molecular function: intramolecular phosphotransferase activity. The transcript has a single exon. Bases 1 to 900 code for a protein of 299 amino acids.